This is a messenger RNA of Ilyonectria robusta, 2514 nucleotides long. RefSeq names its product Mechanosensitive ion channel-domain-containing protein. The record is from RefSeq and is a predicted model, not a curated record. Gene Ontology annotation, cellular component: membrane. The transcript has a single exon. NCBI's taxonomy places the organism in Eukaryota, Fungi, Ascomycota, Sordariomycetes, Hypocreales, Nectriaceae. Gene Ontology annotation, biological process: intracellular calcium ion homeostasis; calcium ion transmembrane transport. Gene Ontology annotation, molecular function: calcium channel activity; calcium ion binding. Bases 1 to 2514 code for a protein of 837 amino acids.
AUGGCGGGCACAACUAAUCCGCAACCACAUCGCGAGACGAUAAACUCCGAAAAACAGCCAGAGACGUCUCCUGAGAGGCCUAUCGAUGAGAAACAUCCAGCACCGCAUUCGGCACCAUCACUCGACACCUUCAACACACUGACGGCCAACCACGAAACGAACGAGUCUCACAGCCUUGUCUCACCUUCUGAGCAGCGCGCCAACGCAACCCGCUUCAACGAUGACCUCGAACUCCUCCGUAUCGAGCGUGCAGUAUCCCAGGAGGAGCAGGAUGGCCAUUCAAAACGCGUCCACCAUGUGGAACCUGAGGAUGCCUUCAACCAACCUAUGCCCUCCGAGACGUUCCAUCCCGAGAAGAAAAAGGACUCCGAUGCCACCUUGGUUAAGUUUUGGGUAUUUCUUCGCAAGUUUCCUCGAUUCUUCCGCUACCUGGUGUACGUCUUCCCUGGAGCGGCUCUCCUUUUGAUCCCGGUCCUUCUCGGCGCUCUCGCAUUCAACACCCAGGACCGUGCUGUUGGUGGCACUGGCGGAGUCUAUAUAAUGUGGUUCGGCAUAUGGCUCGAGAUUGUCUGGGGUUCUCUCUGGGUGUCACGGAUGAUUACCAGUCUGAUGCCAUGGACCUUUCAGGCUGUCGCCAAACUCUUUGGAUCAACUACAUCCAAGAAGUGGAGGGACAUCGGUGCCGAGCUUGACCUUCACACGGCCCUCUUCCUCUGGAUGCUCGCCGUCUUGAUUUCUUUUAUGCCAACGAUCAAUGAUCACCGGGUCCCUUCUAAACCAGAAGUCGAACAAAAGUGGAUUGGUAUAGUCAAUAAGGUCAUAAUUGCUCUAUUCACCUUGGCCACACUCAACUUUGUGGAGAAGAUCCUCAUUCAAUGGAUCGCCACUUCAUUCCACCAGCGUACCUAUGCUACCCGCAUCGACAACAACAAAGCUGACAUCAGCCAACUCGUCGAACUCUUCGAGUACGCGAAGGCCCAUAACGAGGAGCCGGACUACUUCUGGCAGCGCGGCACCAGCGCCUCGGCCAGUGGUACUCAGACCCCGAUGCAGACCCUGCAGGACAACGCACGCCAGGCGUUGAGCAAAGUUGGUUAUGUUGCCGGUCGUGUCGGCAACGACUUGAUUGGCCGCAAAGUGAAUAACAACCACCCUCGCAAGGUCGUAUCCGAAUUGCUGCGCACGACAGCCUCAGCUCAGACUCUUGCUCGACUCAUCUAUCGGAGCGUCGUAAAGGAUGGCCGUGAGCUUGUCUACCUCGAGGAUCUGCAAGCUAUUUUCCAUACGGAGGAAGAGGCCGAGUGUGCGUUUUACUUGUUCGACAAGGACCUGAACGGCGAUAUCUCCCUGGAGGAGAUGGAGGCUGUGUGCAAUGAGAUUCACCUCGAGAAGAAGGCAAUUGCGGCUUCCCUGAAGGAUCUCGACUCCGUCAUUAAGAAACUCGACAAAGUCUUCCUGUUCGUCAUCUUCGUCAUCACCGUUGUCGUCUUCAUUUCGAUUCUUUCGGGUUCUGCUGCCGCCGCCCUUGGCUCCGCAGGCACCGUGGUUUUGGGUCUUGCAUGGGUGCUCCAAGCGACGGCACAGGAGUUCCUCCAAUCCAUCAUCUUCGUUUUCGUCAAGCACCCCUUCGAUGUCGGCGACCGUAUCACAGUCUAUGGUAAUACCGGCGCUACAAUGACGGGUGACGAUUAUUAUGUCACGGAGAUAUCUCUUUUGUACACUGAGUUUAAGAAAAUGGAAGGCCACAUCGUGCAGGCUCCUAACUCACUUCUCAACACUCUCUUUAUUCUCAACCAGCGUCGAUCUAACGGCUUAGCCGACCCCGUUCAGCUCAAGAUGCGCUUCGGAACCCCUGCUCAUAUGAUCGAUGAGCUGAAGGCUCGGAUGCUCGACUUUUGCUUGGCCAAUAAGCGGGACUACCAACCCCGUAUCAUCAGCGAGAUGCGAACCCUUGACGAGGUGCGGUCUUGCACCAUGAACAUUAUCUUCUUCCACAAGAGUAACUUCCAGAACGAGUUGCUGCGCCUUAACCGACACAACAAGUUUUGCACGGAGCUCAUGACACAGAUGGUGGAUAUCGGCAUCCAGGCCCCCUACCGAGUUGACCCCGGUGGUAGCCGCGAGCACCCUAUGUUCUGGACAGGCCUGCAACCGCCUCCUGCAUAUGGAAAAGAUCAGAGCCAGGACAAUUAUGAGGCCCCGCCGGUCUCUCGUUCAAGGUCAACGUACAGCCGCGCCGAACGAGCGGAGCGAGCGGAGCGAGCAGAUCGAGCGGCGUUGGACACGAACAUGGACUUCCAGGAUGUGUUUGAGACGCGAAAGGAGCAGGUUCAGGCACACCGCCUAGCAUCUAUCAGGGAAAAGGACCACGCUUUUCAGGCGGAGCAGGAUGCGUCACCACGAGCGAGCUCGUCGGGCCUCGAACGUGUGCGGACAUCAGAGAGUCGAUCACGCAUGUUUGGUAGCCGGUUACGGAGCAAGUCGAAAAGUCAAAGACAGGGUGAUAUUGUCUGA